Talpa occidentalis (Iberian mole) is the source of this 2249-nucleotide messenger RNA. It is a transcript of the gene UBLCP1, whose product is annotated as ubiquitin like domain containing CTD phosphatase 1. Bases 235 to 1191 code for a protein of 318 amino acids. The transcript is spliced from 11 exons. Lineage: Eukaryota; Metazoa; Chordata; Mammalia; Eulipotyphla; Talpidae. The record is from RefSeq and is a predicted model, not a curated record. Gene Ontology annotation, biological process: protein dephosphorylation. Gene Ontology annotation, molecular function: protein binding; protein serine/threonine phosphatase activity. Gene Ontology annotation, cellular component: nucleus.
CUGGAAAGGGAUACGAGGACUACCCCCGCGACCAGGGACACGGAGAGCACCAGCAGCGUCUCCGACGCAUUUCGGUCCUGAAGGCUAACUUCCGGUUCCGCUGCCGGUUCCGGUCCCCACCUUCCACUUCCGGUCGCUUGGGUUCCGCUGCGGCCGGUUUCUGCGUCCGCUGCCGCUGGUUCCGCGCUCCAGGUAUUUUUUCCCUGAAGGAAAGCUGCCUUAUAUGUUUCAAGGAUGGCUCUGCCUAUUAUCGUAAAGUGGGGUGGGCAGGAAUACUCAGUGACCACGCUUUCAGAAGAUGACACUAUACUGGAUCUCAAACAGUUUCUCAAGACUCUUACGGGAGUGCUGCCUGAACGCCAGAAGUUGCUUGGACUCAAAGUGAAAGGCAAACCUGCAGAAAAUGAUGUUAAGCUUGGAGCUCUCAAACUGAAACCAAAUACUAAAAUCAUGAUGAUGGGAACUCGUGAGGAGAGCUUGGAAGAUGUCUUAGGUCCACCCCCUGACAAUGAUGAUGUUGUCAACGACUUUGAUAUUGAAGAUGAAGUGGUUGAAGUAGAAAACAGGGAAGAAAACCUAUUGAAAAUUUCUCGCAGAGUAAAAGAGUACAAAGUGGAAAUUUUGAAUCCUCCCAGGGAAGGGAAAAAGCUUUUGGUUCUAGAUGUUGAUUAUACGUUAUUUGACCAUAGGUCUUGUGCGGAGACUGGGGUAGAGUUAAUGCGGCCAUAUCUUCAUGAAUUCCUGACUUCUGCCUAUGAGGAUUAUGACAUUGUUAUUUGGUCUGCAACAAAUAUGAAGUGGAUUGAAGCUAAAAUGAAAGAGCUGGGAGUGAGCACAAAUGCAAAUUACAAGAUUACCUUCAUGUUGGACAGUGCUGCUAUGAUAACAGUGCACACUCCGAGGAGAGGAUUGAUAGAUGUAAAGCCUCUUGGUGUUAUAUGGGGAAAGUUUUCGGAGUUUUACAGCAAAAAAAACACCAUUAUGUUUGAUGACAUAGGAAGAAAUUUUCUAAUGAAUCCACAGAAUGGACUAAAGAUAAGGCCUUUUAUGAAAGCGCACCUAAAUCGAGAUAAAGACAAAGAACUCUUAAAACUAACUCAGUACCUCAAGGAAAUAGCAAAAUUAGAUGAUUUUUUGGACCUAAAUCACAAGUAUUGGGAGAGGUAUCUUUCAAAGAAGCAAGGACAAUAGGUACAGAUUAUUCUGGCAGUUAUUGAAGAUACUUGAGAUCCAGGAACUCUUGCUUUUAUGCUAGAAAUCAUUAUGAUAGUGCUGGACACUGAAGCAUACACCAGACUGCUUAUACUUGGUCUUCCAGUAUUUUGUAAAUUUAAUUUUAUAUUUUUUGAAGAUCAUAGCAAUAUGCUAAAAAAAAAUAAAAAUCCUUUUCUCCCCUAUAUGAAUAUACUGUUACUCUUGAAAAAUAUUUUCUCCAGCAUUGAUUACUGAGCUUCCUCCCACACACACACACCAGUGAACAAAAGUGUAUACUCAACAGUGUCAUUUUGUAACUUUGGAAACAAGUUAUAUUGGUGUUUUUGUCUUGGUAUGUUGUUUCUGACUAAAUGUAAGACCAGACCCAUUUUGAAACCACCAUGUUUCCCUUAAAACCAAAAAGAAAAAAAUGUAAGGAGGCUAGUUGGUUGUGUAUAAAACCACCGAGAAUUUUUUCCUUUGUCAUAGACACAGUUUCUCUUCAUACUCCGCUAUUUACGCCUCUGAUUUCUGAGCUGUCUGUUUGGUCUGUGUGUGUCAGUGUUCAUUGAGUCAAACUGGAAAAUGUCAGCUGUGAUACAGUUAUGUCAUACUAUGAGAAAUAGAAACCACGAGACUGAAGAAUGAAACUAAGGAACACCAGUGUGUCUUGUUUUGGGGUGACUCAGUAGAAGCACUUCUGCUAAACUAUUGUCUUAAAGGCAAUACAUUAAAAAAUGGGCGUGUCACUGAUUCAGCCCUAAAAAGCAUGAACAUAAAGGUUCUUUUCUGUUACAGCUACAUCUCCUCUCAGUGUAGACACUAUGUUUCAGUGAAAAUAUCUAGCCAUAGGAUUAAAAAAAACUUACUUGCAACGCUUAAGCCUGCAGAUACAUAAUGAACUCACAGUUCUGCAUUGAUGGUAUUGAUUUAUACAGUUAUUGUAUUUGAAAGGAACCUGAUCCUUUCAAAUAAAUAUAGUGUAUAUUGUUCUUACGGGACUAUGUCAGUGGUGUAAAUAAUAAAUACCUUUUCUUAAAACAUUGGUUAUCUGC